Messenger RNA from Grus americana (Whooping crane), 2280 nucleotides. RefSeq names its product potassium channel tetramerization domain containing 15 (gene KCTD15). The coding region runs from base 416 to 1201 and encodes 261 amino acids. Gene Ontology annotation, molecular function: protein binding. Lineage: Eukaryota; Metazoa; Chordata; Aves; Gruiformes; Gruidae. The record is from RefSeq and is a predicted model, not a curated record. Gene Ontology annotation, biological process: protein homooligomerization. The transcript is spliced from 5 exons.
GCGCGGCGCCGUGCUUUGCAUUGCAUCGCAUUGCAUUGCAUCGCGCUGCACCGCGCCGCGCGGCACGCUCGCGCCUUCGCUCGCUCGCUCUCUCCCUUUUUUUUUUUUUUUUUUUUUUUGGAAAGUGCCUCUUCUUCGAACUAACUCGGCUCUUGGCUCCAGAGGAGAAGCGGCGGAGGGGUGUUUUUUUAAAGCUACAGGACCCGUUUGCAGCCGCCCCGCUUUGAUAGCGCUGUGUGUGUGUGUGUGCGCGCGUGUGUGUGUAUGUUUUGUUUUGCUCCGCUCCAGCAUGGGCAGCGCCGGCGGAGCCCCGCGGCCCGGGGUGCCCGCGCUCCCGCUGCCGCCCCGGCCCCGGCUCUGAAGACGGCCAAGCCCCAGCGCGGCGGAGGCAGCGCGGUUCUCUCCGCGCUCUCGCAUGGAGGGAAGAAGCAUGUCCCGUCUGUCUCUAACACGGUCCCCGGUUUCUCCUCUGGCUGCUCAAGGAAUUCCUCUCCCAGCUCAACUCACCAAGUCAAACGCUCCCGUGCACAUCGAUGUAGGAGGACACAUGUACACCAGCAGCCUGGCUACCUUGACAAAGUACCCAGACUCCAGAAUAAGUCGUCUGUUUAAUGGCACAGAGCCUAUUGUCUUGGACAGUUUAAAACAACAUUAUUUCAUUGAUCGAGAUGGUGAAAUUUUCAGAUAUAUAUUAAGCUUCCUAAGGACAUCUAAGCUACUGCUCCCAGAUGACUUUAAGGACUUUAAUCUUUUAUAUGAAGAAGCAAAGUAUUACCAGCUGCAGCCAAUGAUUAAGGAACUGGAGCGAUGGAAACAAGAGAAAGAACAAAGGAAACAUUUCCAGCCUUGUGACUGCUUGGUCGUAAGAGUGACUCCAGAUCUGGGGGAAAGAAUUGCAUUGAGCGGGGAGAAAGCUUUAAUAGAAGAGAUCUUCCCAGAGACCGGGGACGUCAUGUGCAACUCUGUAAACGCCGGCUGGAACCAGGACCCUACCCACGUUAUUAGGUUUCCUUUGAACGGAUACUGCCGGUUGAAUUCAGUGCAGGUGCUCGAAAGAUUAUUUCAGAAGGGAUUUAACGUGGCAGCUUCAUGUGGUGGUGGCGUGGAUUCCUCUCAGUUCAGUGAAUACGUGCUGUGUCGCGAAGACAGACGACCACAACCUACCCCAACGAUCAGAAUAAAACAGGAGCCCCUGGACUAGACCCUACCCCUACUCCUUUGUAACCGUAGAAGUGUUUAAUAGUCCCUUAUGUGAAACACUAAGGAUUUGCAAAACAGUAUUAGCAAACAGAUUUUGACUUUAUGUUGCCAAUUAGUGGUAUUCUGAAACUACCUGUCACAUAGCCAGCCAUGAAAAGCAUUUGAAAAACCAGUUGUCCGUUUUUCACGAUGAAAUUCCUGAGCAUGCUCAGCGUACCAGGCCUGCUGGGAAAGUACUUUGGGCUGAACAGCUGCGGUGGUGAAAAAGGCAAAGCUUCGUAAACCCCUGACCCUACAGUGGACUUCUGCAGAAAGACCAAUUAAAGCAAUUUGAAGAGAUCAGCAGGAGAAAUGGUUCUGGCAGCCUUUCCGACGACACCCCAAUGCUGUGAUGUGUGGAAGUGGGCGCCUCCGAGAGGAAGAUGUACACUAAAAACUGCACUGAGUAUCUCCCCUUCAUAUCAGACGUGCUUUACACCUCCGUACAUUCGUUACAUUACACUUUAGUGAUUGUACUCACUCACGCUAGCAAAUGGCUUAUUUUUAUACAUUUCCAACUGAAAUAUCUCUCUGUGGACAGAAGCCAGAAUCAGAAAAGGACCAAUUUAUAGUCAACUGGUGCUCAGUACUAACCCCACCCCCCCCAAACACGAAACAAAGAAGUGACAAAAAAUGUGACAAGGCCGAUUGUGGCAAUAUUUGCAAAAGUAGGGAUCUGGAAGCACAAAACGAAAUGCCAUCCACCAUCAUGCAAGGGUCACACACCUACUGUGGAGCUGUAGUUCUCUUAAAGCCAGUCUCGUUUUGACUCAGAAACUGUUAAGUUUUGCAUCAUCAAAGCAGUGUGGUUCUGCCAAGCAAGCUCUGCCACCCCUUGUUACUCAUUUACUAACCAUGUUAUGAGCCCACAUUUAGGAGGAAAUGUUAAGAAUUUUGGACAAGCCUACUCUUUAUGGGUCUGGAAUUUUUGCAAAAAGAUGUUAAACCCCUCUACUGCCAUUGUCCAAUGAGAGCAGGCCACCUUUUGUUUAGGUUGUUUUUCCUCUAUUAUUUUAAACUAUUAUUAAAAUACCGAUUCUG